This is a messenger RNA of Monodelphis domestica (gray short-tailed opossum), 2546 nucleotides long. It is a transcript of the gene WIPF3, whose product is annotated as WAS/WASL interacting protein family member 3. The record is from RefSeq and is a predicted model, not a curated record. Gene Ontology annotation, biological process: exocytosis; Arp2/3 complex-mediated actin nucleation; retrograde transport, endosome to Golgi. Gene Ontology annotation, molecular function: alpha-tubulin binding; actin binding; gamma-tubulin binding. NCBI's taxonomy places the organism in Eukaryota, Metazoa, Chordata, Mammalia, Didelphimorphia, Didelphidae. Gene Ontology annotation, cellular component: recycling endosome; WASH complex; early endosome.
AGGAAGGGCACUCCGUAUAGAGUCCAGUGACCUUGGCCACGUUGUUUUCUUUCUCUGUGAGGAGAGGGAGGGGGAAAGAGGGUGUCCGGGCAAGUGGGGGAAUCUCGGAGGCUAGAUGUGGGCUCCCGGGGUUGGAGGGGAUGUCUAGAGCCGGCUGCUCGGGAAGAGCCAGUGGCCAGCGGGGCCCGAUGCUCGGAGACGGCUGGUUCCCAGAGGGGUGGACGCCUGGCCGGCCCGCACUUAAGUCCUCAACCAGCGGAGAGACGGACGUUCUGGGCCAAGGUCGCCGGGCACGACGAGGGAGUGAGUGCCUCCAGCGGCCGCCUGACACUUCCCGGGCCCGCGGGGAGCGGCCGCCACCCGGGUAGGAGCAACGAGAGCAGAACUAGCGACGGUCUGCCAGAAUUACUCAUCAUCGAGGGGACAUCCAAACCGUGACUUAUGCCAGUGCCACCGCCCCCACCGCCACCUUUGCCCCCCCCACCGCCACCCACUGGGGCGCCUCCACCCCCUCCGCCUUUGGCACCUCCGCUAAGCACCGAGGCGCCCAGACCGAAGAAGGACGCAGCUCAAGGGCGGAGCGCGCUGUUGGCCGAUAUUCAGCAGGGAACGCGCUUACGCAAAGUCACGCAGAUCAAUGACCGAAGCGCCCCCCAGAUCGAAACCUCCAAAGGAGCCAACAAAGAAGGUGGAGGGGCUGCUGGGAACUCCAAAGGGGGCAACCCCCAGGCCCUGGGAGGCCUGUUUGCAGGGGGCUUUCCUGUGCUGAGACCAGCUGGACAGAGGGAUGGCUCAGGUGGCGGGUCCAGAGCUCCUUCUCCUCGGCUUCCCACCAAGACCAUCAGCAGCCCGGUGAACCCCCCUGCGUCUCCGAGACUGGGAAAUGCACCGGAAGCAUCGGCCAUUUCAAGACCUGUCCCUCCCCGCCCCAACAUGCCUGCCCCUCCGCCUCCCACCACUCCUCCCCCGCCUCCGCCUCCUCUCCCUCCAUCCACGUCUCUCCCUGCCAUGGUUAAGCCUCCACUCGUGUCCCCCCCGCCUCUGAUGACCAAAACGAGCACCCAGAUAAUGGUCCCCCCGCCUCCUCCCCCAACUCCGCCUCCCCCGCCCCCACCUCUUCAGGGCGAGAAGGCAGGGAAGCCUCUGGUGGGGCCCCUGAACCUGCCUCCGGUUCCUCCGCCUCUCCCUCUCCUCCCUCCCUGUGGGUUUCCUGGGCAGGUUUCAGAUGCCGCCAGCCCUGCUUCUCCUCAGCCGGAACUUAGGGAACCCCCACCACCGCCGCCACCUCCCCCUCCACCACUGCCCCUUUAUUCCUCUCCUACGCCCAGGUCCUCUCUGUCCCCAGCGCCUUUGCCAGGCUCCAAUAAUAAUGGUGAUCCUCUUCCCCUCAAGUCCCCUAAGGGCAGCCUACAGUCCAUGCCCCUCCCACCCAUUCCUCCAGCCUCUCAGUCCACUAUCUUGGUACAGAAGAAAAGACCUGGCAGAGGGGCGGGGACCAGUGGGGGGAAGCUGAAUCCACCCCCAGUGCCCCCUGCAAGAUCCCCAACAACGGAGCUGUCCAGCAAAAGUCAGCAGGCUCUGGCCUGGGUCAGCCCACCACAACCUGGAGCACCUUUGAGGAAUGGCAACUUCCAUAUCACAGACGACUUCGAGUCUAAAUUCACUUUUCACUCGGUGGAAGACUUCCCUCCUCCCGAUGAGUACAAGCCUUGUCAGAAGACCUAUCCCAGCAAAGUGCCCAGGAGUCCAACUCGAGGUUCCUGGCUCCCAACAGAUGCCACUGGCCGGGGCAAUGAGGACAUCAAGGGUCGAAACUCUCAGUUACCAUUGAAAAGUCUACGGUAAGAAGAGAUGAAGUGAAAGUCCCAUCAUUCUGCCCUAGUCCGUACAGCAGAAUGGAGGAUCUCGCUGGGAAUGCCAUCAGCAACUACACCAAACUCAAGUUUUUCUUUUUCAUCUUACAAACCAUCUCUUAUUUAUUAUAGUUAGGUUGUUUGCACAAGCUUUGAAUCAGUGUUGUAGCUGUCUUUUAUUUUAGCGAUUUAUUUUCCAAUGCACCCAGAUAUGUGGCAGCCCACCUGUCUAAAUCAGUACAAAGAGGAGUCUUUCCCCAGCCUGAUUAUGUGGAGUGGGAGAGAAAACAUCCCCCCUCCCUGUCCAGUGUUCAUCCCAAGACUGUAAAUAGCUGCAUGGGCUGGCCCUUCCUGCGUCUUAAAAAUCAUUUUUUGAAUCGCCUCUAGAGAAGUUUUAGCUAGUCCCUGUGCUCGAGAGUUCGUGGUAACUUGCCAGUGACGUGAUUUCCUAAGCCUCAUUGCACCAGGUAGGUCACAAAAAACCCCAGAAUGCUUUAUCAAGAGAUGAAACAAGCCACGUACCCAUACUGCAGCAGAUGGAUGUCACCAGUCAGCCCAGAAUGACCAGAAUGCCAUGACUCUCCAGCCUCCCUCCCUCACUCCCAGAUUUUCAGGAUGUGGAUUGAAUUUGUUGCCUAAUGUAAAUAAGACCCUUAAUAAAAACUGAGAACAGGAAUUUUGUUUCCAUACAAA